Messenger RNA from Leguminivora glycinivorella, 1091 nucleotides. RefSeq names its product cAMP-dependent protein kinase catalytic subunit alpha-like. Bases 30 to 1079 code for a protein of 349 amino acids. Gene Ontology annotation, biological process: peptidyl-serine phosphorylation. The record is from RefSeq and is a predicted model, not a curated record. Gene Ontology annotation, molecular function: cAMP-dependent protein kinase activity; ATP binding. Lineage: Eukaryota; Metazoa; Arthropoda; Insecta; Lepidoptera; Tortricidae. Gene Ontology annotation, cellular component: nucleus; cAMP-dependent protein kinase complex. The transcript has a single exon.
AAUGGAUUAUUUAAUUUUACAGUCAGGGCAUGGCAAAAUCUUUAUACACCUUGCAGCAGCAUCAAGAUCAUAGUCGGUACCUGGAUCUCUUGAAAGAGGACUUUGAGAAGAAGUUUGAACAGCGCUCCAGCCUAAUAAAGCAGCGGGAGGACUUCGACAUAGUGAAAGCAAUCGGCAACGGCGCUUACGGAGAGGUUUACCUCGUGAGAGAAAAAAGUUCCUUCACAUACCACGCCAUGAAAGUCGUCGAGAAAAAAGUCGUGGUAGAAAGAAAACACGUGAAACAUUUAAUAGUCGAAAAGAAAAUCCUUGAAAGUAUAAAAUUUCCCUACCUCAUCAAUUUGGACUGCUCGUUCAAGGACAAUCUCUAUCUGUACUUCAUAUUGCCCUUUAUAGCGGGGGGAGAGCUGUUCUUCUACUUGCAGAAAUAUGGUAACUUCUGUGACGAGUUGUCUAAAUUCUACGCCGCUCAAAUCGUGUUGGCCUUGGAAUAUUUACACCAUUGCCAUAUCAUUCACAGGGAUAUAAAGCCGGAGAACAUUCUGGUCACAGAGAGUGGGUUUCUGAAGCUGGUCGACUACGGUUUCUGUAAAGUGAUACAGAAGAAGACGUGGACCCUUUGUGGGACCCCUGAGUACCUGGCUCCCGAAGUGAUUCUGUCAAAAGGCUACUCGUACCCGGUGGAUUGGUGGGCUCUGGGGGUUUUAAUAUUCGAGAUGAACGCCGGAUUCCCUCCAUUUUUCGACGCGGACCCUAGUAAACUGUACGAUAAGAUAAUUAAUAAUCAGUAUAAAUGCCCUGAUGUGUUUGACGGGGACUGUAAGAAUUUGGUGAAAAGUUUGCUUCAGUUGGAGCCAACGAAACGGUUGGGGUCUCAGAAAUCGGGAGUGUUUGAUAUAAAGACCCACCGGUGGUUCCGGGAGACGGAGUGGAGCAAGCUGCUGCAUCAGGAGGUGCCGCCGCCCUUCAAGCCGGUCACCUCCUCGCCCGGGGACACCUGCAACUUCCCGGACAUGCCGGAACACAAACUAUUAACGUCAGACGAAUGUUUAUUCGAAAAAGAAUUUAUGGACUUUUAAAUUUUGAUACUA